CUGAACGUUUCGGGCAUGUGUUGCGGGAGCUCCUAUUUUGUUUAAAUUUAACCAGUUCCUUAGAUAAUGAGUCAUCCUAAAUGACAUACAAUUUAAUGGAUACACAUAUUGUUCAGCGAGAAAAUGCGCUCCGUACGGUACGAAUCGUAUGCGCCAAUGAAAGGAAAAAGCGAGGAAAUGUCACAAGCAGCGACAGACCCGCGUGACCAACCACGACCCUGAUCCGUGCUCAGUCCAGGACGUUUAGGAGGCUGUGAUGGUUUGUGGUGGAUUUGUUUUGAGUUCCGUUGUUACCAAGUUUAAUGUUUUCCCUCCCAAUGUAGAAUUUGCAAUGUUCAGUAUCGGUGUAAGUCUAUAGCAUAAUUGCUGUGCUAUAUAAAGGUCAAGACUGAGUUAUUUUUAUUGUGGGAGUUUUAAUGAUGUGGUUCAUACCUUGAGGGUAUGUCAGUACUGUAACCUAGUUUUAGAGUUACAAUUGAAGUCGGUUACAUAUUUUGAUCUAAAGUGGAGUCACAGUGGGCAUUUUCUUGAAAUAUCGAGAAAGAAGAUGAUUGUAUAUACGAGACAAGUAAUGUACAAAAUUCAGAACAGCAAAGAAAUGCGAUGAGUAGAAAUGAAUUACUCCAUGGCGCAGAGUCGAUCUUGAAAAGGUAACAAAAUGGCAUACCUUCAUGGGAGAAAACUAUAUAAAGCACUAGAUGACUUGAGUAAGAGAAUUCCUGUGGUAAAACUGGAGCGACUGGAAGCAGUGUACCCAAAUUUCAAGGAAGCUGCUCAUGAGUCACUGGUGUAUUCUGACAAGGCUAAUAAAAAGAAGAGAGAACAAAGUAAUGUGAAUAGAGAAUUUGACAGAAGAGUAACAGGAGAGUCAAAUGAUUGUGGUAGAUCAAUAUUUCCUGAUAGUUGCAAUGCACACUGUCAAGUUGAUGACUCAUCCUAUUCAGAGCCUCCAAAGAAACAGUAUAAAUUCGAGGAAGAUAGUGCCAGGUUUGAUGGUUUGCUGUCCAAAUCCUCAAUACCUGGCCAGCUGGAUGUUGUGAUUGAAGAACGAAACACAGCGAACAAUAGAUCUGUGGUGAAAAGUGAAGUAGUGACAGUUGAGUGUGAUCCAAAUGUGAUCUUAACAUUUCCAGGCAAUGAUGAUAAUGCUCUAGAUCUACUAUCAUUAGCUGUGAGUGAUAAAAAUAAAGGGCCCAUCAUAAAAUCAAAAACUAACAGUGGGAAAGAUGAAAGUGACCUGUGUCUGCAAAAGCAUGCGGGAAAAAAUGAUUCUAAAGUGAGUACGUUGACAUUCUGGGAAAGAGAAAGAUCUGGGACAAAAUUGCCGGUGUUGUCUGGAAACAGUGGGACAGAAGUAAACUUACCAACAUUCUCUGAAAAUGGUGUACGGAUAUCUGAAAAUAACAGAUGUGAGAUAAAUCCAGUUGCUUACUCUAGGGAUAAUGUGUCUGCAGUAAAUCCACCAUCUUGCUCUGGAAUGAACGGACCACAUCCAGAGCCACAUGUGUGUGGUGAAAGUAACAGAUCUGGAAUAAAUCCAUCAAUUUACUCUGGUGCGGGAAUUAAUCCAUCAGUUUAUCUUGGGAAUAGUGAACUUGGGAUACAUUCAUCUGCUUACUCUGGGAACAGUAGCAUAAAUUCAGCAUCUUACCCUGUGUAUAAUAGACCAGGAUAUACUUCACCUCUGUGUCCUGGGAAUAAUGUACUUGGUAUAAACUAUCUGCCUUUCUCUGGAAGUGAUAAGUCCGAGUUAAAUCCAUCUUAUUCUGGAAAUGAUGGAAUGGGAAUAAAUUCCUUGACAUUCUCUGGGAAUAGACGUACAAUGAUGCCACUAACAUAUUAUGGGAAUGAUGCAUCCGUAAUAACUCCACAGACUUAUUCUGGGAAUGGGCCAAAAGAAAAUUCAUUAGCUUAUUCUGGCAGUAAUAGCUCUGGGAUAAGUGUACACACUUAUCCUGGGAAUAAUGAAUCUGGAACAAAUACUUUGACAUACUCUACUAACAAUGGACCUUCAUUGUCUUAUUGUGGCAACAAAGGAUCUGUGGUAAAUUCACAACCUUACCCCACAAACAGCAGAGACAUGUUGAAUUCACAGAGUUACACUGUAAAUAGUGGACCUGGGAUUAGUUCUUCAUCUUAUUCUGGUAACACUGGACUUGGAAUGAAGUCACCAGCUUAUCAUGAAAACAGUUCUCCAUCUUAUUCAGGCAACAGUGAAUCUGGCUUGAAUUCAGCUGCUUACUCUGGGAAUAACGGAUCUGGAGUAAAUCACAUGCGGUUCGUAGGGGGCAGCUCAUUUUCUGGGAGUGAAGUGGCUCAGCAGUAUGAAGUACUACAGAGCUAUUGUGGAAAUAGUGAAUCCAGAAUAGAUAACACGUCAUGCCAAGAAAGUACGUGGAGCAAUGACUACAUUACUCUGAACAGUCUUCCAACUAGUGGAUAUGAAGCAGCAGAUUGUGUACAAGACUUUUCAUACCUGUUUCCAUGUCAGGUGUGUGGGAACAUGUCAACUGUUGUAGAUGAACUUAUAAGACACUGGAGACUUCACACCGGAGUUGAUUCAUUGACGUGUACUGUUUGCUAUGUAUCAUUCACAGAUGUACUUUUCCUCCAGGCACAUUGGAAAGCAACUCACAUGGGAGGUGUAUGUUCUGACUCUGGAGUGGUGUUAAGAAAUCAGCCUGAAUUCUUGCCACAGCUUGUUUGUGAAGCUUGUGGCUUUUCAUUUGUACAGUUUUCUGCCCUUGAACAGCAUGUAAUGUCAACACACAUUCCUAUUACACAACACAGAGAAAGUGUGUCCUGGAGAUCAAGUAACAAUUUGGGAUCAUUGUAUGGUGGUACCAACUCUCAGCAGAAUAAUGUAGUAAACAGUAAAAAUCCUCAAGGUAUUCCAAUAAUAAAUAACCACUCCUUAGCAAAACAAUUCACAGUAUUAAAAAGUAAUAUAAUAGGAACUGAUGGCCAGGAUCACUCAGUUAUUGAACUGGAAAAUAAUGUAUUGGAAAGUAAUAUUACAGAACAUUCUAUGAUUAGGCAUUCAGCAGCAGUGGCAAAUAACGUGACAGAAUCUGAUGAUGACCCAGAAGAUGUGGACACUGAAGGAGAUCAUCAUUCAUCAGUGGACAGCAGAAAGGUCGAGUCUCUUUCUGGUCAGAAUGGAAAGCUGUUCAAGUGUAAAGUAUGUGGAAGUAACUCAUACGAUGUGAAUGCACUCAUAAAACACUGGAGGAUACAUAUUGGAGCUAAUUCCAUGACAUGUACCAUUUGUAAAAAAACAUUCUCAGAUUUGCCUUUCCUUCAAGCCCAUUGGAAGCGAUCACACUUGCAAGGUAAUCCAGUUCCAACAUCAGUCAGCAAAAAUCAUUUAGCACAUAAUGAAUCUUUGGUAUGUGAAGCUUGUGGAUAUGCAUUCCCUGAUUUAACGGCUCUUGAGCAGCAUUUAUUGUCAACACAUGUUACUGCGAGUUCAUCUCAUGUUCCUUUGAAAAACGUGAAUUAUGCAGACAAUACACAGACUAUGCCUCAUGCUCACAAACAGAAUGUGACACUAGGUAAAACAAAAUCUCUUGAUCUUAUAACUCAUAGAAUUCAAGUAAUGAAUAACUACAAGAAGAGAGAUGUAGAAAAGCAGCCAGAGACAGAGGGGUGUAAGGAAAGUGAGGACCCUGCAGAGAUGAAAGAAAAUGCGAAGAAACUAAAUAAUAAGUAUAGUGAUUUGGGUUCUAAAAGGAAUAAGGACCGUGAUUGGUGCCUAGUCUGUGGAGAAACUUCAGAUGAUAUGAUAAAACAUUUAAUAACGCAUACUGGAGUUUUGUCUUUGGAGUGUUGUCUGUGUGGAAAGGACUUUGUUGAUAUACCAUUCCUUCAAGCACACUGGAGAGCUACACACAUGGAUGGAGAGGUUUGCCAAAUUAACAAUUGUGUAUAUGUAGGAAAUUACAAAGCAAAUGUUUCUCAUAAAGAGAAGCUGUUGUGUGAAACGUGUGGUUGUUAUGUGCCUCAAAUUUCUGCCUUAGAGAAACAUAUAAUAUUGACUCAUACUGUUGUAAGACCACCAUAUGAAUGCAAGUGUGAUGAUGUGUUUCCCUCUGAAGCUGAGUUAAAGAGACACAUAUUAACAUGUAGUUGGUAAGUAAAGUUCCUGCAUUGUAUACAUGAACAGAUAAUAUUAUUUUGUGAAAUAAAAUGUUAUGAAGCCUUGUAUUAAAUGAAGUAUUCUCUGAAUAUUAGCAAUAGUAGAUUGGUAUCCUUAAUAGUGUAAUGAUAUCACUGUCUAAGAAAAACAGAAGACUAAGAACAUCAAGUUGCCUUUCUGCAGGUUGAUAUGACCAGUGUGAUCAACCAGGACAAUAAUCAAGUGUACCAAGAAUAUAUGGAGUUUGUUAUCUUUAUAUUAAAGUAAUAUGACCUGAAGGAUGCCUAAGUUCACUGACUUUUGAUGUUAUGAUCCAUAUAAAUUUAUGUUGCAGUGGCGAUUGUCUGAUUUCUUUAUUACACCCCAUCAUUAUACUUUAAUUAUUAACAGUGAAUAAUAAUUAUGACAUGACUGUGUUCAAUUACGCAUGAUAAGGAAGUCUCACAUUGUACAGUAAUCUGGUCUUUGACUUUCACCUGCAGUGGCAGGCAACUGAGAGCUGGAAAGCUGAGCUUGAGAGCUCGCUGUGAUAAUCAGCUACAUACUUCAAAGUGUGUAGUUAUCAUUAUGUUACACUAGUGUAGUUAUAAAGAGGCACAUAACCUUGCUUACGAUAAA
Molecule: messenger RNA, 4756 nt
Organism: Cryptotermes secundus
Lineage: Eukaryota; Metazoa; Arthropoda; Insecta; Blattodea; Kalotermitidae
Product: zinc finger protein 60
Exons: 5
Coding region: 659-4135 (1158 amino acids)
Cellular component (GO): nucleus
Source: RefSeq, a predicted model, not a curated record